This is a messenger RNA of Dictyostelium purpureum, 543 nucleotides long. RefSeq lists its product as uncharacterized. The transcript has a single exon. NCBI's taxonomy places the organism in Eukaryota, Evosea, Eumycetozoa, Dictyosteliales, Dictyosteliaceae. The record is from RefSeq and is a predicted model, not a curated record. The coding region runs from base 1 to 543 and encodes 180 amino acids.
AUGGAAACUGCUUUAAUUAUUGUUGACGAACAAAAUGAUUAUUUUACUGGUGGUAAAUUUCAAUUAGUAAAUUCUGAAAAAGCUAUGGAAAAUACCAAAAGAGUUUUAGACAAAUUCAGAGAAAACAAACAAUUAGUUGCCCAUAUACAACAUAUUUUCCCACAAGGUGGUCCAUUUUUUGUUGAAGGUACUCCUGGAUCAGAAAUUCACAAAGUUGUUGCACCACAAUCCAAUGAAAAAGUAUUCACUAAAUCUGCCAUUAAUUCAUUCAUUGGUACUGGCUUAGAACAACAUUUAAGAGAUAAUAAAAUCACCAAAGUAGUUAUCACUGGUAUGAUGACUCACAUGUGUAUCGAUAGUGCCACUCGUGCUGCUAAAGAUUUAGGAUUCGACGUAACUGUCAUCGAAGACUGUUGUGCCACCAGAGAUUUAACUUUUGGUAAUAAAACUGUCAAAGCUGAAGAUGUCCAUGCUUCCUAUAUGAGUGCUCUUGCAUUCGCUUUUGCUAAAGUUAUAACAACUGAAGAGUAUUUAAAACUAUAA